Molecule: messenger RNA, 3303 nt
Organism: Monopterus albus (swamp eel)
Lineage: Eukaryota; Metazoa; Chordata; Actinopteri; Synbranchiformes; Synbranchidae
Product: moesin-like
Exons: 16
Coding region: 617-2326 (569 amino acids)
Cellular component (GO): cytoskeleton
Molecular function (GO): actin binding
Source: RefSeq, a predicted model, not a curated record
CACACCAGGAAGUUACCAGAUUGUUCUAGACCCCAGCUCUGACUUUCCGGCAUUCUUUCUCAUGUCUGACUAUUUUGUUCUGACCACAGAUUGCCUGUUGACCACCCUGUGUUGCCUUAUUCCCCCAGAUUCUGAUUACCUAUUGUGUACCGACCCUCUAUCUCCUCCCCGACCUCUCUCUUGUGGAUCUCUCAGCUGUAGCUGUUUACCGGCGCUGACCUUGGACUAUAUUAUCGACCUGAUUUUAAAGCUGGACUUUGUACUUUUGUUUUGAGUGUUACUAGUAAAAAGACUAUUCUCUACCUCAGUCCGUCUGGCAAUAUAAUUGAGUUCACUACAAACACUAUUUGGCAGCUUCACCCGCCAAACCUGACACCCUAACUCUGUGCUUCAGUAGCUCUUCACUGGGAUUGGACCAAACAGACUAGCCUUUGCUCACAUCAGUGAGCCUUGGGUGUCCAUGACCCUGUCACCGGUUCACUGUUUGGUCUUUCCUUGGACCACUUCUGAACCAACAGAACACCAGCAAAUUCAGAAUUGUUUCAAAGAACAAACAAUGUGAGCACAGAACUGGUGGUGCUCCUUUAUUACUCAGAUAAAUAUUCGAGUUACAACCAUGGAUGCUGAGCUAGAGUUUGCCAUCCUGCCCAGCACAACUGGCAAACAGCUUUUUGACCAGGUGGUGAAGACUAUCGGGCUGAGAGAAACCUGGUUCUUUGGUCUCCAGUAUCAGGACAGCAAAGGCUUCUCCACCUGGCUCAAGCUGAACAAGAGGGUGACAGCUCAAGAUAUGAAGAGGGGCAGCCCUUUGCUGAUUAAGUUCAGGGCUAAGUUUUAUCCUGAGGAUGUUGCUGAUGAACUGAUCCAGGAGGCAACGCAGCGCCUCUUCUUUCUGCAGGUAAAAGAGAGCAUCCUAAAUGAUGAUAUAUACUGUCCACCUGAGACUGCAGUGCUCUUGGCCUCGUAUGCAGUUCAAGUCAAACAUGGAGACUACAGGAAAGACUAUCAUGUACCAGGAUACCUUGCAAGAGAGAAGCUUUUGCCACAAAGGGUUUUGGAGCAGCACAAGCUGAAUACGAAUCAGUGGGAAGAAAGAAUACAGGUGUGGUAUCAAGAGCACAAAGGAAUGCUGAGAGAAGAUGCCAUGGUGGAGUAUUUGAAGAUAGCCCAGGAUUUGGAGAUGUAUGGGGUCAACUACUUUAGCAUCAAGAACAAAAAAGGAUCAGAGCUGUGGCUGGGGGUGGAUGCCCUGGGUCUAAAUGUCUACGACAAAAAGGACAAGAUGACACCAAAAAUUGGCUUCCCCUGGAGUGAGAUCAAAAACAUUUCCUUCAAUGACAAGAAGUUUGUCAUCAAACCCAUUGACAAGAAGGCUCCGGACUGUGUUUUCUACGUACCUCGUCUUCGCAUCAACAAACGUAUCCUGGCAUUGUGCAUGGGGAAUCAUGACCUGUACAUGCGUAGACGUAAACCUGACACCAUUGAGGUGCAGCAGAUGAAGGCCCAGGCCAGGGAGGAGAAGAACAAGAAGCAGAUGGAGAGGGCUCUGCUUGAGAGCGAGAAAAAAAGGCGAGAAAAUGCUGAGAAGGAAACUGAGAAGAUUGCCCGUGAGACCAUGGAGCUGUUGGAGAGAUUGAGACAGAUUGAAGAGCAGACAAAGAGAGCUCAGGAUGAGCUGGAGGAGCAGACUCGCAGGGCUCUUGAGUUAGAGAAGGGGAGGACAAUUGCUCAGGAGGAGGCUGAGCGCUUGGACAACGACUGCCGAGCUGCAGUGGAGGCUAAAGCAGCCCUACUACACCACUCUGAAACCCAGAUCGAGAACCAGGAAAGCCUGGCUACUGAGCUGGCAGAGCUUACCUCUAAGAUCUACCAGCUGGAAGACGCUAAGAAGAAAAAGGACGAGGAGGCAAAGACAUGGCAGAAAAGGGCGAUGAUGGUAGAAGCCGAUUUAGAACGAACCAAAGAGGAGCUGAAGACUAAGCUCAUGGGCGUCCACAUCCAGGAUUCGGUCCACCCUAGUAUGCACGAACACGAUGAGACAGACGAGAGCAGCGCAGAGGCCAGCGCUGAGCUGAUGUCACCAGGCACGGUCCGAGAUCGCAGUGAGGAAGAAAGAGUAACAGAGACCCAGAAAAACCAGAGACUGCAGAAAAACCUUAAGUUCCUGAGCACCGAGCUAGCUGGAGCUGUAGACGAGAGCAAAAAGACCCCCAAUGACCUGAUCCACGCUGAGAAUGUGAAGGCAGGCCGUGACAAAUACAAGACCCUACGUCAGAUUCGUCAGGGCAACACCAAACAGCGCAUUGAUGAAUUUGAGUCUAUGUGAGACCAUCUGCACCAGGCCUACUCAGACCGAAGACAAGGAUAGGUGAUGAUUUGGACACACAGAAAUGUGGGAACUGUAGGUGAAGACUAAUACAUAAAUGAACCUGAAAAAACAGAUUGAAUGCCACAGCAAAUGAUAGUGAUACUGUGCUUAGAUGGCUGUAAUGUUGAUAUUUCUGAUGCCUUUUCAUUAGAGGAUAAGGUACACAGAAAUUGACAACUAUCCUUGGAAAUAUAUUUUUAAUUUCAAAUGGACACAUUAUACAUAACUGGUCUAGUUCAGUUUUUCAAACAUAUUACACAAGCACCUUGUCACUACUCUCAUUUAUGAACAGGUUUAACUGAUCAUAAACUGAUGAAACCUUUAUUACUGUAAUAUAAACUAAAGAAGUCAACAGCAUUUAAGGCACCCAGAAGUUAAAUUCUCCGGUCUUUUUGCAGAAAUAAAAUACAAACAAAAUGUGUGUGUGUGUGUCAGUUCCCAUUUGAAUGGUUAAGCAUCAAGGUGCCUAAUGAAGCAAACUGUGCAGCAGAAAAACAGACGAGCUGCAUUAAAGAUAAAAGCCAAUUACCACUUUCAAAUGGGCGUUUGUUUAUCCAAUAUAAAUAUACAGAAAAUAAAUAAACUGGCACUAAUAUCGUUUAUGUAAUCGACAAGUCUUCCACUUCAACACCUCUACCAGUCAGAUAACUCAGCCACAAACCCUUUUUUUGUUUGUUUUAUUUCUAACACACAUAAAGAAAUAUCCCUAAAUGAAUCGAAUUGUGCUUAUUUAGCUGUCUACACAGCUAAACACGGGCUUUUCUACAUCCUUCUUGUUGCUGACUGCUCAUCCAUCACCCGUAGGAUGGUUUGUGGCUCCUCUGGAGACAUUUAUCAUUUUGUUUGUGAAUUAUGUGUGUGUGUCGACUACAAACAAGCUUAUAACAAUGAAAAAAGUUGUCGAUCAAUGAAUUAAACUAAAUAAAUAUAUAGCG